Symbiodinium necroappetens is the source of this 500-nucleotide messenger RNA. The record is from the annotation of a GenBank genome assembly. NCBI's taxonomy places the organism in Eukaryota, Dinophyceae, Suessiales, Symbiodiniaceae.
GCGUCAAGCCAAAGACGCGUGGCACCUUGGCUGGAAGCCCGCCGGGUUGUGCCGUACCGCCGCCUUACUGCGGGGUGGUUUUGCCCUUGCGGGUGCUAAGCGUGCUGGUGAGCGGAAAUGCGGACAUGAUUGUCGGCGUCUUAGCACAUCGUGGCAUGGUCAUGGUUUGGAGGCAAGCUGUUGACACAGAGCUUCGCUUGGCUGCACAAUGGGAGGAGAGCUGGGGCUUCCUGAAAGAACAGAGCGCAAAAGACGAAGCCAAGCGACAGAAGGUUGUGCUGCCAAAAUUGUCAGACACGAAGGGGUAUGGCAGCGUUUCCGCGGCACCGGCAGUGUCAAAGGACAAUGUUCACGAUCUUCCGGUCAGCACCCCUCGUUUGUUCCUAGCAACAUCGCAGCAGGCUUACAAGCAGCGACCACCGAUUGAAAAGUUGCACAUGAAGAGGUGGACUGUCAGGCGCGAUCCGGAGCUUUGGCCGACCAUUUGUCCAGCAAAAUAG